AUGGAUGACCAACAACCAAAAAUAAAAAAAUUUAAAAGUGGCCAUGAAAAACGUCUAGAAAAACAAAAACAAUUAUUAAUUGAACAAGGAAAAACUUGUAUGAAAAUAAAUAAUUUUUUUAAAUUUUCAACAACUUCUGAAACAUCUGAUAAUAUUGAACAAAAUGUUAAUAGUAUCAAAAAACUGCCUUUACCUAUUGAACAUCAAACAAUUGGAUUAGAAAUUGAAAUUUUAAAUAAAAAUAAUGUUGGUCAGAAUGAGCAGAAUAGAGACAUUCCUUUUACAUCAAAUAGAGCAUUCUAUCGUUAUGAUGGUAGUAAACGAAUUUGGUUAACUUAUAGUUCCAAACAUUCAGCUUUAUUUUGUAGUAUAUGUCUAGCGUUUGGAUCUGUGUGUGACAAAAAUACAUUUACAGUAGGCGUAAAUGAUUGGCGACAUAUUUACCAACGUAUUGAAGAGCAUGAAAAAAGUAAAACACAUGGUAAUAGUGUAAAUGCUUACUUCUUGAAAAAUAGUAGUAGUUCGAUUGAUCAAUUACUUAUAUAUGACCAAUGUAAUUUGAGAAAAAAACAAGUAGAUGAAAAGAGACAGGUACUAACAAGAAUCAUUAAUAUAAUUAAAAUGAUAGGAAAACGUGGAUUUAGUUAUAGAGGAACAAGUUCCAAUGAAGCUUCGUAUACCCUAAAUGACCAUACAAUAGACCAUGGCACAUUUCUUGAAACGGUUAUUUUAUUAAGCAAAUAUGACCCUAUUCUAAGAUUACACGUUGACUCUUCAAUUGAAAAAAGUAAAUUAUGUCAUAAUUCCGGUUCUAAACAAGGAGAUAGUACCUUAACGUUUCUAUCUAAGACUACUGUAGGUUAUAUAUUGGAUACUUGUUCUUCUAUGAUAAAAUCUAGUAUUUCAAAAGAAGUUAUCGAGGCUGGGUUGUACUCAAUUCAGCUGGAUACAACCCAAGAUACUUCAAUAAGUGAUCAAUGCUCAAUAAUAAUAAGAUAUGUUUCAAAAUUUAGUGUAAAAGAAAGAUUAUUAGCUAUGGUAAAAUGUAAAUCGUCGACUGGAGAAGCAUUUGUUGAACUAUUGCUGAAUGUUCUUAAAACAGCAAAUAUUGAUAUAUUAAAUUGCGUGGGAAAUUCAACUGAUGGAGCGGCUAAUAUGCAGGGGCAAUAUAGAGGGUUUUCGGCAAAACUCAGUGAAACGGGUGCUACCCAACUACAUAUUUGGUGCUAUGCACACGUCUUAAACUUAGUCAUUUACGAUGUUACUGAAAAUAAAGUAGAAGCAUUAUCUUUGUUUGGUUUACUCAAUAGUUGUGCUGUAUUUAUUAGAGAAUCAUACAAAAGAAUGGAUAUUUGGUUAGAAAAGUGUUCAAAUAAACGACUUGGUACCAUUGGACAAACUAGAUGGUGGGCAAAAGAUAUAGCUUUAUUAAAAACAUUUGGACAUUUUAAUGAACAAGAAAAUAGUCUUUAUAUUGAGUUAAUAACAACGCUAGAAGAGAUAUACACAGAUUCUAAUAUUAAAUCAGAUAUACGCUACAAGUCAAAAGGUUUAUUGGAAUCUCUUUGUAAAUACGAAACUAUUUUAACAGCCCAAACAUUUUUACGUAUCUUUAAAUACACCACAUAUUUAUCAAAAUAUUUGCAGACGCGAGGUCUAGAUUUAUUACAAGCUCAUAGAAUGGUAACAAAUAUAAUAAGUAGUAUUAAAGAUAUAUCUCGAGAUUUUUCCGCCACCAAAGAAGCGGCAAAUAAAUUCGUUCAAGGGGCCAAUAUAAAAUUAGAAUCACUUGAAAGUAAUUUAACUGUAGAAGAUAGUUUUCCAGAAGUUCGCCAACAUCCACAAAAUUUCAAAGAAAUUUCAAGACAAAUACCCCCAAAUUCUUUAGAAAAACAAGAAUUGCAGGAUUUUGCUAUAAAAUGGGAAACAUUGAGUCAAAUUUUGACAAAAGAGUAUUACAACACCAAAUCAAAUAAUAGCUCCGAUAAAGAAGAUUAUGAAAACAAUGAUUUGAUAGAUGAAACAAUAUUAGAUAACAUACCGCAAGAAAGUUCUUGUUGUAAAUCAUCUGACAAAAAGUGUCACAUUUGCUGUUUUUUUGUAUUGGUUCGCUAUAAUCUGUAUACCAAUGCAUAUCCAGGACUUUAUUUAGCUUACAAACUAUCAUUAACUUUAUCAGUGAGCCAAGUGUCAUGUGAACGUAGUUUUUCUAAAUUAAAACAUGUGAAAACAUCAAUUCGAAGUACUUUAAGUCAGCAGAACCUUGAAACACUCAUGUUAAUGAGUGUAGAAAAAGUCAUUUUAAUGGAUCUCGAUAAUAAUGAUAUAAUAAACAAAAUUUCAACCAAAAGUGAUCUCCUCAAAAAAGUGCUUCAGUAUUGA
Messenger RNA from Sipha flava (yellow sugarcane aphid), 2382 nucleotides. RefSeq names its product zinc finger MYM-type protein 1-like. Lineage: Eukaryota; Metazoa; Arthropoda; Insecta; Hemiptera; Aphididae. The transcript is spliced from 4 exons. Gene Ontology annotation, molecular function: protein dimerization activity. The coding region runs from base 1 to 2382 and encodes 793 amino acids. The record is from RefSeq and is a predicted model, not a curated record.